CGGUUACCGCUGUGGUGUGCACGACCCGCAGGGCUGUUUGACAGGCUCUCUGGACACAGAGAGACAAGUCGCCUCACCGUGACACGCUGGCUGCAUCAUACCGACUUUGACCUAACAGCAGAUUACGGGGUACGGAAAUGAUCGUCUCCUGUGUACCGUCAUCAACAUAAUUGAGUUUGCUUCAAGGACCAUAUGCUAUUCUGCCUUAUUCUGUCCUUGUUAAUAAGCUUGUGGCAGCAUCCACAGAAUGCUGUAUUGAACUAGACAGAUAUUGGUUUGUAACGGGAUUGAGAAUCGCAGUGACAGAGGACAGACGCUCGGACGUUAUGGUGAAUACAUAAAUUAGAAACCCUAUCGCAACAUUUAGAUUACCACUGGAUCUAUACUCUUCAUUUUGUGAGGAGCCAAGAUUGUCAAUGAGAGCUGUAUCAGACCGAUUCUUAUUUCAGAGUUGCGUCUUUCCAUUAGGUUCAGACAAAUAUUUCCGUAUAUGCGGUAACGGAUUGUAUUCGACUCUCCCGUGGAUUACUCUCUUAUGACUCCUAUUUGAGACAGUGUAGUGUAAUUUCAGAAAACCCCAUGCAGUGGUACAACUUGUUCACUACUCAUCAUUGGUCCUCUUCUCUCCCCUUGGAUCUUUAUGUAUGCUGCAGUGGGCUCUGACAUAAAUAUGGUGAGCCUCGACCUCCUUCACAGACCGUCACGGUGAAUGGAUGGACACACAAAGGCACAAGGAUCUCAGCUCAGAGAGUGAAUUAAAGCCUCUUCCAUCUGCACAGCGGGGGAAAGGGCCUCUGUGGAGCCGGGAAGGCACAAGCCAGAGGUCGAUAGCGAGAGAGAAGUAAUGCUGCUUCGGUGAUUGUCUUUCAGUCUGAGCCACUCACCUUUCCUGCCAUGGCGCUACGGUCAGCUCUCUGUCCUCCUGAUGCUCUCUCAGUGGGAACGUAGAGAGACACACACUGGAGACACACUCUCCAGCUCCACACACACCCACACACCUCCACGAGGAGUGUGGACAGACCUCAUGCAGAGAUCUCAUACACACACACACUCAGGAGCACAACACACCUUUGUUGUAUGUUUUAGCCUGAUAGGUCAUUAUUUGUCCCUUCCCAGAAUUGGAUUAAGAUUUUAUAUUGUGACCCUCUCUGCUGUUUGAUUGGACCUCUCAGAAGCUUUAGGGUUGUUGUCCUGCUGCUUUAUGGUUGUGUCUCUCUGGGACGUUGUGACUGAGCGGCAGGUAGAGCCAGCAUGGCUAGGUCUUUGCUGAAGAUUCAGCGCUACUUCCGGAGGAAACCUGUGCGCUUCUUCUCCUUCAUCCUCCUCUACCUGACAGCCGGGAGCCUGGUGUUCCUGCACUCUGGCUUCGUAAGGGACAACUCCACGGGGGCCAAUGGGGGCCGGGACCCCCUGGUGGCGUCUGAGAUGGGGAACAGGGUGGCCUCCUCAGAUGACCGGCGGGUAGGGAUGAUGGGAAGGGUGUUCAAGGAGAACCACAGACCCACCCCGAGGAGGUACGGCCCUCCAUGGAUGAAAGGAGCUGCUGGGAAGGACAGCCAUGAUUGGAGGGCCCGGGGAGGUGACUACACAAGCAGCUGGAACCGCGCCCUCAAAGGACGCAACGCCAAAGAUCUGGACGACGGACGGGCGAAUUACAUCGGCUGCUAUAUAGACAACACGGCGCAAAGAGCACUCAGGGGAGUGUCCUUUUUUGACUACAAGAAAAUGACGGUCUUCCGUUGCCAGGACAACUGUGCUGAAAGGGGAUAUCUGUAUUCAGGCCUAGAGUUUGGGGCGGAGUGCUACUGUGGCCACAAGAUCCAGGCCCCCAAUGCAUCUGAGAGUGAAUGCAACAUGGAGUGUAAGGGUGAGAAGGGCAACCUGUGUGGAGGGGCCAACCGCCUGUCAAUCUACAGACUGGAGCUGAGCCAGGAGUCAGCGCGCCGUUAUGGGAGUGCCAUCUUUAAGGGGUGCUUCCACAGACCUGACAACGUCACCCUCGCCCUGCCCAUCAGCGCUGUCAUCCAGAACAUGUCAGUGGAGAAGUGUGUGGACUUUUGCACAGAGAAGGAGCUGUCCCUAGCGGUUCUAGCUGGAGACAGGUGUCUCUGUGGGUUCCCCACCCCCCACUUCUCCCUCCAUGAGAUGGAGGAUGAGGAAAUGUGCCUGCACCGCUGCCAUGGUGAAGAGUUUGAGAGCUGUGGGAAUGACAAGUACUUUGUGGUGUACCAGACACAAGUUCAAGAUAACCGUUGUAUGGACCGGCACUUCCUGCCCACGCGCUCCAAGCAGCUGAUGGCCCUGGCCAGCUUCCCUGGGGCUGGCAACACCUGGGCCCGCCACCUCAUAGAGCUGGCCACUGGCUUCUACACAGGCAGCUACUACUUUGAUGGCUCCCUCUACAACAAAGGCUUCAAAGGUGAGCGAGACCAUUGGCGGAGUGGUAGGAACGUCUGCAUUAAAACACAUGAGAGCGGCAAGAAGGAGAUUGAAGCCUUUGACGCCAGCAUCGUCAUGAUCCGCAACCCUUAUAAAGCCCUCAUGGCUGAGUUCAACCGCAAAUACGGCGGCCAUAUUGGAUUUGCCUCACAGGCCCACUGGAGAGGGAAAGAGUGGCCUGAGUUUGUGAAGAACUAUGCUCCUUGGUGGGCAUCCCACACACUGGACUGGCUGCGUUAUGGGAGGAACGUCCACGUGGUCCACUUUGAAGAGCUGAAGAGGGAACUGUUCUCCAAGCUCAAGGACAUGGUCCUGUUUCUGGGCCUGGAGGUGGCCGAGGACCGCCUUCUCUGUGUAGAGGGACAGAAGGAUGGCAACUUCAAGCGCUCUGGCCUGCGUAAGCUGGAGUACGACCCGUACACACCCGAGAUGCGUGCUAGCAUUGACGAACUGGUCAUGACUGUAGACGCUGCCCUUAAGAAGAGGAACAUGGCCGGGGUGCCCAAGGAGUACCGACCAACUUCGAGAUGAUAUGAUCUCCUUUCCCUCUCGCUCUCUCUUUCUCACUCUGUUAUUAUAUCUCUUCCCUUUGCACAUAUUGUUCUGGGAUCAAUGGCAUCCAUGUCCAAAAAUUCACAUGAACUGAAAAUCUAUGUGUAGGAAAUACGUUUGUAUUUAAAGUACUUCCCUAUUCCUCUCCACCUCUUUAUUUGUCUCCUUAUUUCUCACAUCCCUUUUUCUUUAUUAGUUUAACUGGCUGAUUAUGACAACAGCAUCAUGAUGUAUAGUGCUUUAGAAAUGACAUUUAGCUACUUGGCUGAUGAACAUGGAUUCAUUGGGGAACUCAAAUAAGGACCAAUGAGAAGCACUUCCCCCUCUAUGCACAUGUAUUUGUUGUGCACUAUGACUUAACAUUAAGGUACAGUAGCUGUGUUGGAAGCACAUCCAAGUACAUAAUGGUUGGAUUACUGUCAGUUGACCAAAAGGAGCAAAUUCCUGUUAAUCUGAAAGUGAUGAUUAAAAAGAACUGUAAGAAGUCUGUGUAUGCAUAAUGUAUGUUAUUGAAUAGGAUCUGCUGCUAUCACAGAUUAGAAUAACAAAUACUCUUUCAUGAAAUGGUUUAAAAAUGGUCACUAAACCUUUUAAUGGUCUGUCAUUUUCUGACUAAAUGUUUUGUUUUGUUAGAGCUGAAAUAUACUAUAUGUAUACUUCCGUUUGCUGAAAACUGUGUAUUUGAAAGCUACUGAACUUCAAAUGAGGAUGUGGUCCAAACCAGUGCCUUAGAUGGCUGCAACACUCAGGAUCCAAUCCGUGACUUGGUUGGAGAAAGCAACCAACCAAGUUUGCGAAAGCAAACAAGGCCUAGAUUGAAUCAGAUAAAGAAUUAACUGGUGAUAGCAGACACCCAAAUAGAGGAUGAUUUGGCAUGUCAGAGGUGGAACUGCAUUGGAGCCUUCAAAUCGGUGAGCAGCUGCUCUUGCGAUCAUUGUCAUGAAGCAACACCCGCCCCACUCAAGUCAGAAGUUCAGAACGAGAAAGUGUAGGCUAUAUAAGAAAUAAUUACGUUCAAAUGUAAAAAAUCUUUAAAUAAAAUAAUGAGGGUUUCUAUCAUCCUAAUGAAGGUGUAGAUUACAUCUCACAUUCCAGUGUUCUAAUUUUUGGAACAAUGCUGCAUAGGGUUUCUGAUAAUGCGACUCUGCGAUCCAAUGGCAAUGUCUGUGUUAGGUAUAAUGCCAGGAGCCACUUGUGGCUUUGCUGGCUGAGUGGAUUUGACAGCUCUAACCGCUAUCGGAUAUUGGCUAAAGCGGAUCUGAUUGAAUAGAGCCAAGUCCACCUAGAAGAGGCAGUGAAUGGGACUGAACACUCGUCUCUCCAUCCAUCCCUGCGGACACACCAUGAGGACAGGUCUCCCCACUCUUCUCCUCACUCUUCAGCAGUAUUCCUAUGAGGAGAGCCUGGGGUGAUACAGCACGAUCAUACAGCAUCUCUAGUUUUCUGGAGCAUUGGCCUCACAUAACUGUGCUGUAUCAGUCCUACUGAUGUAUUAUACAGAAGUCCUUUUGGUUACUGACAACAGCUCUGGAACACUGAAUAUUAAACCCUCUAUAGUUUGUUUUGACCAACAGGCUCAAUGGAACAUUCCUGCCUCUUGUCAAGACAGCCCUUUCAAUAACUAGCCUUGAUUCUACUGAUCAACUCAUCGACUGCUUGUUCAUCCGUCUCGUCAGAGGUGGUCAGCUAACCACACUGUGCACAAUGAAUUUAUUGUGGAUUCAUUGAACGUUAUUUUCUGUAAACAGCUCUAUUUCGUAUCUACCACUUCUGCUAAAUGACUCUGCAGAACCAGUAUUUUUUUUCUCAAAAUGGUGGCCUUAUUGCUUAAUAAACUGGUCACUUAAUCCAUCACCAGACGCACUAGUGUUGAGAGUGUUCUGAAAACAAAAUACCAAGGUUCUAGUUAUGCAAUUAAUGCAACUGCUGUGUCUGAAAUGAUAGAAUGCUUGAGAACUCAAACAGAUUUCCAUUGGACUAAUACAUUGGACUAAUACAUUGGACUAAUACAGUGCCUUCAGAAAGUAUUAAUACUUGUUCCACAUGUUGUUGGGUUACUGCAUGAAUUAAAAAUGGAUUACAUUAAUUUCUCACCCAUCUACACACAAUACACCAUAAUGACAAACUGAAAAUAUGCUUUUAGAAAUUUUUGCAAAUUUAUUGAAAAUGAAAUACAGAAAUAUCUCAUUUACAUAAGUAUUCGCACUUUGUAGAUUGCACCUUUGGUGGCAAUUACACCUGGUUAAGUCUCUAAGUUCUUUCCAGACCUGGAUUGUGCAACAUUUGCCCAUUAUUCUUUUUUAAAUUCUUCAAGCUCUGUCAAAUUGGUUGUAGAUCGUUGUUUGACAACCAUUUUCAGGGCUUGCCAUAGAUUCUAAGUAGAUUUAAAUCAAAACUGUAACUCAGCCACUCAGGAACAUUAACUAUUUUCUUGGUAAAGCAACUCCAUUGUAGAUUUGGCCUUGAGUUUUAGGUUAUUGUCCUGGUGAAAGGUGAGUUCAUCUACCAUUGUCGGGUGGAAACCAGACUGAACCAGGUUUUCCUCUAGGAUUUUGCAUGUGCUCAGUUCCAUUCCAUUUCUUUUUAUCCUGAAAAGCUCCCCAGUCCUUAACGAUUACUAGCAUACACUUAACAUGAUGCAGCCACCACUAUGAUUGAAGAUAUGAGAGUGGUACUCAGUAAUGUGUAGUAUUGAUUUUCCAUAAUAAUAACACUUUGUAUUCUGGACAAAAAGUUAAUUGCUUUGCCAAUUGUUUUGCAGUAUUACUUUAGUGCCUUGUUAAAAACAUGAUGGAUGUUUUGGAAUAUUUGUAUUCUGUACAGGCUUCCUUAUUUUCACUAUGUCAAUUUGGUUAGUAUUGUGGAGCAACUACAAUGUUCUUGAUCCAUCCUCAGUUUUCUCCUAUCACAGCAAUUAAACUCUAACUGUUUUAAAGUCA
Oncorhynchus masou masou (cherry salmon) is the source of this 5930-nucleotide messenger RNA. Its product is annotated as sialate:O-sulfotransferase 2-like. Bases 1252 to 2970 code for a protein of 572 amino acids. The transcript has 10 exons. The record is from RefSeq and is a predicted model, not a curated record. Gene Ontology annotation, molecular function: sulfotransferase activity. NCBI's taxonomy places the organism in Eukaryota, Metazoa, Chordata, Actinopteri, Salmoniformes, Salmonidae.